Molecule: messenger RNA, 1449 nt
Organism: Coccidioides posadasii C735 delta SOWgp
Lineage: Eukaryota; Fungi; Ascomycota; Eurotiomycetes; Onygenales; Onygenaceae
Source: RefSeq, a predicted model, not a curated record
AUGAGUGACCUUGACAAAGCCAUCGCGCAACUGCGCAAAUGCCGCCCCAUCCCCGAGCCCCAAGUCCGCGAACUCUGCUACAAAGCCCGCGAGCUACUCAUCGAAGAGGGCAACGUCGUCACCGUCGAUGCUCCGGUCACGAUUUGUGGAGAUAUCCAUGGCCAAUUUCAUGAUUUGAUGGAACUGUUUCGCGUCGGUGGUGAUGUCCCUGAUACCAACUACCUCUUUAUGGGUGACUUCGUUGAUCGCGGUUUCUACUCCCUCGAGUCCUUUCUCUUGCUACUGUGUUUGAAAGUGCGAUAUCCAGAUAGGAUCACGUUGAUCCGGGGUAAUCAUGAAUCAAGACAGAUCACGACAGUUUAUGGGUUCUAUGAUGAAUGUAUUCGAAAAUAUGGUAAUGCGAAUGUUUGGCGUUAUUGUUGCGAGGUAUUUGACUAUUUAGCUUUGGGCGCUUUGGUCCUGGGCGCCAGUUCAGAACUGGAACCAACGGGGCCAUCAACGUCGAUGGUCCACGAUUCCUUGGGCACUUCACAUUCCAUCACCGGGUCUUCGACCAGCGAGGACGGGAUACUCGAGAUUGAAGUGUUAAAUUCGAAAGGCGAAGUCACAUACGCAGCCUAUCGACGGAGGGACCGUGGAUCGCAGGAAUUGGCGAACGAUAUCCGGGACGUUUCACCACCCAGAGACAUAUCCUCAGCUCCCACCAGCACGCCGUCCAGAACGGGGCCUGCGGGGACAGGGGCGACCUCUGACAGCAUAGGGAGUCUGUCAAGCAGUUCGGGCGCUGUUCUUUGCGUUCACGGUGGGCUUUCACCGCUUGUCGACAGCGUGGAUAAGAUCCGUCUCAUCGAUCGAAAGCAAGAAGUGCCCCACGAAGGUGCCAUGUGCGAUUUACUCUGGUCUGACCCUGAUGAGAUAGAAGGGUGGGGUUUAAGUCCCAGAGGUGCAGGCUUCCUCUUCGGUGCAGACAUCGUGAAGCAUUUUAGCUAUAAGAACGAUCUCUCUUUGAUUGCUCGCGCACAUCAACUCGUCAUGGAAGGCUUCAAGGAGAUGUUCGAUGGUGGUAUUGUGACAGUUUGGUCAGCACCAAAUUACUGCUACAGGUGUGGCAAUGUUGCCGCGAUAUUAGAAUUAGGUGAGGAUGCGAGUGGUGGAGGCACCAUCUCGAGAAGUAAUGGUGACUAUGGUCGGAGUCUGGGCGGCAUCCGAGGUGGACGUGGUGAGAGGCGAAGUAUCGUCGGACCAGGGAGGAGAUACAGAGUAUUCGAUGCUGCACCUCAGGAUACCAGAGGAAUGCCAGCAAAGAAACCCGUUGCAGAUUACUUUUUGAUGCUAACAAGAAACCAAUCAACAGUGAUACCAACGCCCUGUUCCAUGCUUGCGUUUGGCUUAUUUCCUUCACCACAUGCAAUGUAUAUGUUUAUAAACCUGGGAGGCAAAAUGUCCUGA